Molecule: messenger RNA, 1174 nt
Organism: Formica exsecta
Lineage: Eukaryota; Metazoa; Arthropoda; Insecta; Hymenoptera; Formicidae
Product: ribosome biogenesis regulatory protein homolog
Exons: 5
Coding region: 39-1088 (349 amino acids)
Biological process (GO): endonucleolytic cleavage in ITS1 to separate SSU-rRNA from 5.8S rRNA and LSU-rRNA from tricistronic rRNA transcript (SSU-rRNA, 5.8S rRNA, LSU-rRNA); ribosome biogenesis; ribosomal large subunit export from nucleus
Cellular component (GO): preribosome, large subunit precursor; nucleolus; nucleus
Molecular function (GO): protein binding
Source: RefSeq, a predicted model, not a curated record
GUCACGUUGCUUAUCGGUUGCUAUGGUGAUUUUGCAAGAUGGCGGAAACUUGGUGCUACGCAGAAGGUGACAAAAAUUCGUCCGAGAAGAUUGCACACCUUGUUAAUUACACCAUGGACCCAAGUAAAUCUACAUCAGUACAUAAAGAUGUAGAGCUGGACAUUGAUUUGGGAACUUUACUUGCAUCCGAUUAUAAUACCUUGGAUAUGAAAACUCUCAAAUCGAAAUCAGAUUCAUACUUAAAAAGUUUGACAAGAGACAAUGUGCAGUUACUGAUUAAUAAAAUCUGGGAGCUGCCGGUAGAACGGACAAAUGAUGUUAUAAUGGCUACAUUGCCCAAACCUGAAUAUAUAUUGCCACGCUCACGUGUUAUUCCAAAACCCAAACCUUUGACAAAGUGGCAACAAUUCGCCAAACAGAAGGGAAUACAGGUCAAGAAUAAGGGUAAAACCAAACUGAAAUGGGACGAAGAAUUAAAAGAAUGGAUACCUAGAUAUGGUUAUAAACGAGCAGAUGCUCUGAAACAGAAGAAAUGGUUGAUAGAAGCCAAAAAUGAUGAUGAUCCAACCAAUGAUCCAUUUUCUGUAGCUAAAAUAGCUAAAAAAGAAAGACAGUCCAAAAAUGAAUUUCAAAGGCUUCGCAAUAUAGCCAAAUCAAAAAAUAUAAAACUGCCAAGAGUUGGUCUACCCACUAGAGACCACUUUCAAAAUUCUCAACAGCUUUCUGAAGCUCUAACUAUAGCACGUACAUCUACCGCAUCUGUUGGGAAAUUCCAGACUAAGCUACCAAAAGAGAAGGACGCAAAAGGAAUUGCCAAAGAAGUAUCUGGAAUGAAAAGGAAGAGAAAAGCACCUCCAUUAAAUAUUGUUGAGGAAAAAUUUCAAAAUAAAAACUUAGUGGAUAGCAUAUUAGAAAAGAAAACAAAAGUUCUCCAUGAAAAUUAUUCAGCUUAUAGGAUAAAACAAACUGCAAGUAAGAACAAAAAGAAGAAAGAUUCACUCAAACGAAGCAAAGGAACUAAAAAACCAAAAGCAGGAAAAGGCAAACGGGACUUACACAAAAAAGUUGGUGGUAGAAAACGAAGAUAAAUUGAAAUAUUUGUAAUGUCUAAUGAUAUAAAUUAAAUUUUAUUAAUAAAAACUAUUAAUAAAGUCAAUAAAAUUAUGUUAAAAAU